Messenger RNA from Schistosoma haematobium, 823 nucleotides. RefSeq names its product pre-rRNA-processing protein pno1 (gene PNO1). The record is from RefSeq and is a predicted model, not a curated record. Lineage: Eukaryota; Metazoa; Platyhelminthes; Trematoda; Strigeidida; Schistosomatidae. Gene Ontology annotation, cellular component: nucleolus. The coding region runs from base 104 to 823 and encodes 239 amino acids. Gene Ontology annotation, molecular function: RNA binding. The transcript is spliced from 3 exons.
AUCUCGACAACAUGCAACAUGUGAGCGGAAACUAAUGGCUUAACUUCUUGACCGUCCCGAAAGAUGUCAUCAAGCGAUUUUAUUUUGGGAAGUUUGAUUCAGAAUGGAUUUAUACGGAAGGGGUUCGAGCACCGAGAUUUUAGCAAAGAUGUUUAACGUGGUGAAAGAUUUUACCCACAGUCAUUUUAUAGCAUGUGAUCUUUGCCAAUGCCUAAUGACCUCAGGCGCUCAGUUUGUAAAUCUGCACAUGACAGCCCCGGAGAACAAACUUGGUGAAAUUAGGACCUUGAUUGUCCCUAAAAACCGCAGGACACCAAUCCGCAAUUCGUGGCCUUCAAUUGUUGAGGUGUUAACAAAGCAGCUCAAACUUAUGGUAUGCAUGAAAACAGAUAAGAAAUUAUGGAAAGUAUUUAUCAAACCAUCUUCAGAAACAAGAGAUGCCCAGCACUUACAGAAGGGUUGUGACUUCGUGAGCGCUUUUCUGAAAGGCUUUAAGUACGAAGACGCAUUAGCUGUGGUCAGAAUAGAUGGUAUCUACGUCAACUCAUUCCACAUAAUGGAUGUGAAACAAACACUCAGGGGUGAUCACAUGGCUCGAGCAGUGGGGCGUAUUUGCGGUGCUAAAGGUCGUAUUCGUAUGUGUAUUGAAAACGCUACACGGACUCGCAUAGUCGUUGCCGAUGAAACCAUCCAUAUUCUAGGAAGCAAUGACCGUAUAGCAGUGGCCCGACGUGCAAUAUGUGAUCUGAUAUUGGGUGCUCCGCCGAACAAAAUUUUCGGAAAAAUUCGAACACACGCCGCUAGACUAGAUUCUUCUUUGUAA